Molecule: messenger RNA, 1556 nt
Organism: Zophobas morio
Lineage: Eukaryota; Metazoa; Arthropoda; Insecta; Coleoptera; Tenebrionidae
Product: cytochrome P450 4C1-like
Exons: 8
Coding region: 42-1520 (492 amino acids)
Molecular function (GO): heme binding; monooxygenase activity; oxidoreductase activity, acting on paired donors, with incorporation or reduction of molecular oxygen
Source: RefSeq, a predicted model, not a curated record
UGGACAAAAUGUUGAUAACUAACCAGCGACAACGACAGUAAAUGGGUACUCUUUCAGUUGAAAACAUGUUGUUUACCAGUCUCGCAAUUCUUCUCCUUUGGUACUUCCACUACCACUGGAAAAGGCGCCACCUUUACCGCCACGCUAGCAAAAUACCAGGCAUAAAAGGAUACCCUGUUGUUGGUAACCUGUUCGACUUUACAGGCGACGCUAACGAAAUUUUUGACAACGUUACAAAACAUUUUGACCGUUGUACGCACAUUGUAAAAGCAUGGAUUGGUCCAAUCCUGGUCUGCGGUAUUACCAAACCUUUAUACUUGGAGAAAGUACUAACAAGUCCAAACACCAAUUCCAGAAUAUACUUAUUCAGAACAGUUGGUCGCAAUUUCUUGGGAAAUGGACUUUUCACAGCUCCAAGACCUGUAUGGAAGCGCCACCGCAAAAUGAUUAACCCGAUUUUAAAUCGGAAAAUCCUCGACCGGUUUGUUGAAGUGUUUGGAACUCGGGCUGUCAUUUUGGGCGAACGGUUAGAAGAGUACGUCGGUAGACGAAACGUGGAUUUAUUACAGAUAGUCAGUAGAUGUACGCUGGAUAUCGCUUUUGAAACCAUAAUAGGUGUUCAGGUCAAUGCACAAGACGGUGAAUCAGAAGUGGUAGAAUGGACAGACACGAUCCUGGAAACGAUGCUCCAUCGACUGUACAACUUUUGGUACCACCACGACUUCAUUUAUAAACGUACGAGGUUGCACAAAGAAACCCAGGUACUUCUAACGAAGUGCAACCAAUUUGUAGCAGAAGCUAUCAAAAACAAGGAAAAAAGCGACAAAUCUGAGUUUCCAGUUUUGCUGGAUUAUUUGCUUGAUUUGUCUUCUAGUGGUACCGAAAUAACAACAGACGAGAUUGUAGACGAAAUUAAAACUUUCGUAGCUGCUGCAUUCGAUACAACGGCCGUUGUCACUUGUUUUGUUAUUACCACGUUGGCGUUGCAUCCUGACAUUCAGGACCAAGUUGACGAAGAAGUACUUCGCGUUUUGGGUCCUGAAAAAAUUCCGGACUUUCAGGAUUUACCUUCUCUUAAAUAUACAGAGUUGGUGAUUAAAGAAACCAUGAGGUUGUUCCCUCCGAAUAUCUUUAUGGCAAGAGACGUACAAGAAGAUUUACCUCUUGAUGAGAACAUAACGCUUCCAAAGGGCUCGGUUGUUAUGCUGGGGGUACUCCACGUUCAUAGAAGUACCGAAUACUGGCCGGACCCUCUCAAAUUCGACCCGGAUAGGUUUUCACCAGAGAGAAGUACCAACCGACAUCCUUUUACCUACAUACCGUUCUCUGCAGGACCUAUGAAUUGCAUCGGUCAGAAGUACGCCAUGAUGUCCUUGAAAACCAUCGUUGCCACUCUUAUCAGAAAAUUUAAAUUUCGUACUGAGUACAAAACGGUCGACGAGGUUAAGUUGAGGACUAAAGUUGUUUUGAGACCACGUGAUGGUUUUAAAACUUAUUUUGAGAUAAGAAAGAACCAAUAAAGAGAAAUUUUUGGUUUGGGUGUUCAUUGUAUGUUU